Molecule: messenger RNA, 288 nt
Organism: Cylicostephanus goldi
Lineage: Eukaryota; Metazoa; Nematoda; Chromadorea; Rhabditida; Strongylidae
Source: the annotation of a GenBank genome assembly
AUGCUGCUGUGCGAUGUUGCCCUAGGCAAGAUCAAGCCGGAGAAAAAUGCUCAAAUGCAUAGUUUGGAGACCAUCAAAGGAUACAAUAGUGUUCAAGGAAUUGGCGCUACCCAGCCGGAUCCGAGUGACAAGUUUGAAAUGGAAGAUGGAUGCGUUAUCGUCAAAGGAAAACCGGUUGAUGAUAAUCGAUCAAACCACUGUUUAUUCUAUAACGAAUUCAUUGUUUACGAUGUCGAUCAAAUACGAAUGCGUUACUUGCUCCGAUUACGCUUCAAAAGUCCUCAUUAG